Messenger RNA from Cyprinodon variegatus (sheepshead minnow), 3773 nucleotides. RefSeq names its product suppressor of cytokine signaling 4 (gene socs4). NCBI's taxonomy places the organism in Eukaryota, Metazoa, Chordata, Actinopteri, Cyprinodontiformes, Cyprinodontidae. Gene Ontology annotation, cellular component: phosphatidylinositol 3-kinase complex. The coding region runs from base 163 to 1386 and encodes 407 amino acids. Gene Ontology annotation, biological process: intracellular signal transduction; phosphatidylinositol phosphate biosynthetic process. The transcript is spliced from 2 exons. Gene Ontology annotation, molecular function: 1-phosphatidylinositol-3-kinase regulator activity. The record is from RefSeq and is a predicted model, not a curated record.
CCUCCGGGGACUUGGCAUUAUAAUUAUAUAGGAAGCAGAGCAGUCUGCCGUCUGUUAGAGGGCAGCAAGGCUGAGGACUGCUCACCAUGAACAGCUGCUGAUACCAUGGAUGUGGACCUCUGUUUCUAAAACUCUUUAGGAGAGCAAGAAGAGAAAGCAGGCAUGUCAGAGAAGAAGCCACGGGGAGCAGACACGCGUCCCAAAUCUGGCCUCCGCAGCUGGAGCGCAGACAGUUACAUCUGGCGAGGGAAGAAGCGCUCCCGGAGCUCUAGGAACGGUUCUAGUCCCAGUGGAAUGGAGACGGACAGUUCGGAGGAACUGGGCGUGCGCUCCACAUCCUGUUCGAGGAGGCGCAGAGAGAGGAAGUGCAGCUGCAGUGCUCUUGGGGAUGCACUGACGGUUGGAGACAUCGAUGGGGUGUGUAGGAAGGCCCUGUCCCGGCGGUCUCUCCGGCAGAAGUUUCAGGAUGCUGUGGGUCAGUGUUUUCCCCUGCGCUCCCACCAUCAUCACCAUCACCACUACCACCAUGCUGGAGGCUCCUCACGCCCCUUUUCUGUGCUCUUCUGGUCCAAAAGAAAGAUCCAUGUCUCAGAACUCAUGCAGGAGAAAUGCCCAUUCUCUCCUAAGUCUGAAUUGGCAAAAUGUUGGCAUCUUAUUAAAAACCAGGUAGCUCAUCCAAGUUCUCUGAAAGACAUGGAGACUCCUCUAAAAGCGUCCAGCAUUUCAUCUUCCACCUCCCCACCACAAACACCCCUCUCCUGGGAGGACAUCUGCUGCUCCCCUGGGCCAGGCGGUGCCCCUCUGGAGGACUGGGAUCCUUCCUCUCACCAUAGGGGUGCAGAUGGGACCUGUAGCAACACUGACUACAUCCUGGUCCCUGAUCUCCUCCAGAUCAACAACAACCCAUGCUACUGGGGGGUGUUAAACCGCUUCGAGGCCGAGGAGCUUCUGGAGGGCCAACCUGAGGGGACGUUUCUGCUCAGGGACUCGGCCCAAGAUGAGUUCCUUUUCUCAGUCAGCUUUCGUCGCUACAGUCGCUCCCUGCAUGCACGCAUUGAGCAGAACGGCAAGCGUUUCAGCUUUGACGUGCGUGACCCUUGCAUGUACAGGGAUCCCAGCGUGACGGGUCUGCUGAGGCACUACAGCGACCCAGCUACCUGCCUCUUCUUCGAGCCCCUGCUCUCCAGACCACUGCCAAGGACCUUCCCCUUCCCUCUCCAGCACCUGUGCAGGGCAGUGAUCUGCAGCUGCACUACCUACCAGGGCGUAGAGAGCCUGCCGCUGCCGCCUCAGCUUAGGGAGUACCUCAGACAGUAUCACAUUAAGUGUGACAGGGCCUGUGCAGUGUCUACACCCACAGCAGCUGGGAUGCAGGAUCUACACUGACACUUUCUUACAGAUCUCAGUUCUGAGGGACAUUUUGGACCUUCUAUCACCAUUUCCAACUAAGCAAGGUUCUAUAAUGUCACUUUGCUAAUGAAAAAACUACUGUACAGCUGAUAUAAUAUGCUGAAUUAACUUUGAUUCUGUAAAUAAAACCAAGAGAAAGCCACUUUAAUAGACUUUAGAGAAUUACAAAAGUGUUCCUAACUUGUUAACUGUUAAACAUAUUGUCAUUUUACAACCACAAACUUCGAAACAUCUGACUUCCCUCGAUAGGGCAAAACAAAAACAUGUAUUAUAUGUAAAGGAAAACAGACAAUAAACUUUUUUUAAAAGCAUUGUCUUACCAAAGAAAUCUUAAAAGUGCCGUAUACAUGUUUUAGCCCCCUCUACUCUUGAACCUCUAAAUUGAAUAUGAAGGUUAACUUUAGAUCAGCUGCUCUGUAAAGACGUCACAGACAUUCACCAAAACAUAACCGUCCACCAAAAACUGCAGGUCAGGAAAGGAGCAGAGAUGGUAGGUCUAGUAAAGCUGCAGGAACCCAUAGCUCAGUUUGGAAAAACUGUAGUCAGAAAUUGUGUUAGUCAAGAUCUUUACAAAUAUAGAGUAUCGGUGAGUGCCAAGCUGAGAGUCCAUAUCUAAAGUAAACAACAAGAAGUCUUGUGGAAGGUUUAACAAAGGUAAACAUGAGGUAGAAGCUCUGUUCAGGACCAUAAAUCUUAAAGUUAUUGGCUUGCCUGCAAAAUGGUAAAUGUUACAGUAAACUGACACUGUACACUGAUCAUGGUGAAACAUGAUGGUGACAGCAUCAUGUUGUGGGGAGGGGGCAGAAAGGACAGAUAUUAAGGAACUAAAGAGGCUGAAGAAACUUAAGGCUGUGGGGCAGACUUCCUUCAGACAUAACAUCAAUAUUAAACCUCCACUAGGAGCAGCAAUAGAGAUCAGAGGUGGGCAACCUCAGUCAUGAGCUGUUGUCUGCAUAUCUAUGUUUUAAAUCCAUCCUGGUCUGAUCACAUGGAUGACUCAUUAUAGGCCUGUCUUUAGCUUCAGGUGUAUGUUAUCCGUCUCAGACCAUAUUAAAACCUGCAGGACCAGACUCUCAAGGUGAUGAGUAGGUGUGAUGUCACUAUUUUUUGCACCAUUGGCCAAAAUUCCCAAGUUGAAAAAACUUUGUAGCAAUGUAUUGUUGCUGUUUUUUAAUAAAAAAAAUAAUGAUUUUUCUGUAAAUUCUCUCUUUUUAUUUUUAAAAAUUUGAAAUGUUUUAUAAAAGAAACUCAAUAAGAACAAACUAUUAUCCAAAAUCAGGUUUAAAAGGUUUCACCUAAUAAAAAAAGUCAACAGUUUCAUUACUUUUUGGUUGAAAUAAUUCAUAUUUUGGGAAGCUACAAAAAGUUUUAGUCUGUUGAUAGCAAAAAAAAAAAAAAAAAAACAGCUGAGAACUCUCAUCACAGAGCCCUUCAUGUUUUUAGCCAUAUUUAAUAAAGUGAUAUCAGGGCAGAAAAAUAUGGCUGCCAAAUAAAACAAAAAUACCUUUUCAGAGAGGAAAAUCAGAGGAAAAUCUAGACUUGUUAUUCAAAUUUGGGUCUAAUGUAGAUUCUGUUUUGUUUUUUUUGCAAAGAUGAAUGGACAAAGUUUUCUGGAUGUACAACGGUAAAACAGACAUAUCCCAAAACUAAAUUACACUGUAAUUAAAAGUAAAAGUUAAUAUUUUAGUUGUUUAACAAAAAAAAAGUGAGAACCAUGUGUCCUUUUCUUUUCAGUGGAAAAUUGUUUGCUCUUUUUUCUGUUUAUUUUUUUGCAUGAUUUUAAUGUGUAAAAUUUUGGAAAACAUCAUUGUGUACGAAUAAUUUUAUAAAUGAUUGUUUCUGAUUUUUAGUUUUGUAGCAUCCCCCAAAUCACACAUGCCUUAUUCUAACUGCACCUUUCCUCAUACCUUCUACUAUGAACAGCUCCAAGAAUGUUAAAUAGUUGAAAGUUUAACCUUUUUAUUAAAAGCUUCAAACCAAACCCGUUCAAAUUUCUCGUACAGACUGAAGAGACUGAGUUUGGACCCUAUUAUUUCAUAAUAAGGGACGAGUUAUGAUCUUUUUUGACAUAACUGACAUGAAGUCAAGUGGUGUGUUCUCAUUUGACCACAAGAUGGCGCCAAAGGUUUCUGUAACAUGAGAAUUUAAGGGUUUGUUUCUACACUGUGACACAAUGUAAUGAAAGGUAUUCUCUAAAAGCAGUUUAUACAUAGUUUUAAUUGUGUGUAAACUGCAAUGACGACCUCCUUUGGUACAUAUUGCUGUAAAUUCAUUGAUAAGCAAAUCAAUAAAUGAUGUUUCCGUAGUUUUGCUACUUUCUAAUAUUGUUUUCUCACCUGAGGAAUGUUUAUGCAACAUAUAAA